AAAUCGGCUAGGUCUCGUGGUGCGCACUUCCUGUCGGCGUUGGUGUCGGUGUUCAACGCGUCAAACGCUCACGUAAACAAUACAAUGACCCUUCUAGAGUUUCGUUAAACUUCGAAGGAGAAAUAUCUACGUGUUAUUUCGUCUAUCCACUGCGUCGCGUUGCUUUUGCAAACGUUCUGCCAACGUUCUAGAGCGUGCAAGAGUCAGCCUACUGACGUAGUCACUUUGUGCAUACAUGCUACCACCCUCCGAUGGCACAACGGCCGUGAGUGUUCCGCUGCAGAAACAAAACACCAGUGGUUAUCAAAGACGAAUCAAUGAUAAAAAACGAGGGAAAAAAAUUACUUCACCCCGAGCUGUAUAUCUUCCUUUAAUAGCUACGUCACUGUAUCGGGGUGCUGCUAAGCAUCGCUCGCUUUCGAAAGUAUGCGGCGCGUUGCCGGCGCACUAACACGGCGCUGCCUGGAUAACGGUAGGAAACACACGCUCGUUUUUCCUUUGUAGUUCCCCGCUUCGUCCGCCAGUUCGAACAGGAGGUUGUUUUUCGCAUUUUGAAACUGGAAUCUCGGAGACUAUCCGUGUUGUGUUUAUCUCCCGGUUUAGCUUAGUCCGAGCGAGGAACAACGGAGCGAUGGCGGGAUCAGCGUCGACUUUGUGGAUGGGAGACUUGGAGCCUACCAUGGACGAGUAUUUCGUCCAACAAGCGUUCACAAUGAUGGGCGAAAAUCCGGUCCAUGUCAAAAUCAUUCGCAAUCGAAUCACGGGGAUGCCCCGCGGCUACGGUUUCCUGGACUUCGGGGACGAGGAGGCUGCCCAGCGCGCCCUGCUGCGCUGCAAUGGCCGGCCCAUCCCAAACGCCACACAGCCGAAGACGUUCAGGCUCAAUCACGCCAACAACGGCACUGGAACCGGUGGCGGCGGCGGUGGAGGUGGUGGCGGCAGCUACGGCAACUACUCUUCCGGCGGCCGCCAACAAUACGGCUCAUCAUCGGAAUUCUCCAUGUUCGUGGGGGACCUCUCGUCGGAAGUGGACGACGUGCAUCUAUACCACGCCUUCUCUCAACGUUACCCCUCGGUGAAGGCGGCCAAAGUGGUGCUGGACCAGAGCGGGCUGAGCAAGGGCUUCGGCUUCGUGCGCUUCUCGGACGAGUCUGAGUACCAGGAGGCCCUGGUGGACAUGCAGCACUCGCUGCUGGUUGGCUCCAAGCCCAUUCGCGUCGGGGUGGCCAACCCCCGCAGAGUUGCGGACGGACGUGUGGGUGGCGACGGGCAGCGCGUGUUCUACCGCAACCCCUCUGCCGACUACUACUAGCAUCAUCGAGAUCUGCUGCCUGGCAACGCGGAAGAAAGUCGUCGUUCAGCCCUCGGAGGAAUUUUAUUUUAUCCAACACACACACACUACCCUCUCGUUUGAUUUCUCUUCUUUUUUUUCGAGUUUUAGUAUUUGUCAACAACGGAAGGAGGGACCCCCUGCUGCGAGGGGGGCAAAAGCCUCUCUAGCCCCUUCUUUUUAAUUGUACAUAGGUCACUCGGUCUAAGCUCUACUACAAUCGUCGCAUAGGCAGACUUUCUCCAUUGUGUUCUCUGGCGCACGUCGGGGGGGAUUCUCGGAGAGCUUUUGUUGUUUUCCAGUGUCACAGCGGUAUUCUUGCAAGAAUGUUUGUGUUCUUCUUGUCUGAGUUUUGUCAGCCGUUGGAUGUAUCGAUAGGAAACUCUUAAUGCCACUAGGAAUCGUCUUGUACAGUGGGUUUUUUGAUGGCUGUCUUAUUCCGUGCACUCGCGUCGUCUGGCUCAUGUCUCAAGCAGAAAGGUGCUUUGUCGAAAUCGCCAUUUGUUAGGAAGAACUUUUUCGUAACAACUCAAUAAACUUGGAAUUUCUACGUCA
This is a messenger RNA of Ixodes scapularis (black-legged tick), 1885 nucleotides long. Its product is annotated as tRNA selenocysteine 1-associated protein 1. The record is from RefSeq and is a predicted model, not a curated record. The transcript has 7 exons. Bases 632 to 1312 code for a protein of 226 amino acids. Lineage: Eukaryota; Metazoa; Arthropoda; Arachnida; Ixodida; Ixodidae. Gene Ontology annotation, molecular function: RNA binding.